Molecule: messenger RNA, 12110 nt
Organism: Hylaeus anthracinus
Lineage: Eukaryota; Metazoa; Arthropoda; Insecta; Hymenoptera; Colletidae
Gene: uif
Product: sushi, von Willebrand factor type A, EGF and pentraxin domain-containing protein 1
Exons: 37
Coding region: 284-10984 (3566 amino acids)
Biological process (GO): Notch signaling pathway
Molecular function (GO): calcium ion binding; Notch binding
Source: RefSeq, a predicted model, not a curated record
CAGUCUCGAACCGGUGGGCCGGAGGGAAGGAGCUCCGUGACCCUGAAUCCAUUUUCUGUCCGUCCGUUCGUCGUUUUCUUCUUUGUUUCGUCCUGCUGCCGGAUCUCGCGUCGUCUCCUCGCCGCGCUUCCUGUAACGCGCGAUUUUCCGUGUCGCACCGCGAGCUUGGUUCGAUCGGUUUUGUGCAGUGAAUCCUUCCACGGGGACGAUCACAGUGGUGUGUACGUACAUGUACCUGGGACGGAGAGGAUUGCACCGUAGAACGUAGGAGCAACAAACGAAUAUGCUGAUAAGAGAAUUGGCGGCCGUGUGGGUCGCCGUCCUCUUGUGCCAUCUUCAGCUAACGGAGUCUCAGGUUCCUGCCACGAACGUCUUCACCUGUCCGAAUGGAUGGGAGCUGAGAGGCAUCCACUGCUACAAAUUCUUCAACAUCAGGCACUCCUGGGAGAAAGCGGCUGAACUAUGUAGAAGGUACGGCAGCGAACUGAUGGUGGUGGAGUCCUACAGCGAGAACAACAUGUCCGCAAGCAUGAUCGGCCGGCAUUUGGAUCGUUACUGGUUAGGUCUUGCCUCCCUAGACGAUCUGCGGACCAACACGCUCGAAUCGGCGGCUGGAAUGCUCGUCUCCCAAUACGCAGGUUUCUGGGCGUCGAAGCAACCAAAUCCGCAAUCAGGUGAAUGCGUGGACGUCGCUUUGAUGGAUGACCGUCAAACGUGGGAGCUGACCACGUGCGAAUCGUUGCUUCCCUUCAUGUGUCGAGCUAACGCCUGUCCUGCGGGUUCGUUCCAUUGUUCGAAUGGCAAGUGCGUGAACGCAGCGUUCAGGUGCGACAAGCAGGACGACUGCGGCGAUUAUUCAGAUGAAAUAGACUGUCCUGCUAACUGUCAGUUUUACAUGGCGAGCAGCGGCGACGUGGUCGAGAGCCCUAAUUAUCCCCACAAAUAUGCACCCCUCAGCAACUGCAAGUGGACCCUCGAGGGUCCCCAGGGCCACAACAUCCUCCUACAGUUUCAAGAGUUCGAGACGGAGAAGAGCUUCGACAUAGUGCAGAUCCUGGUCGGUGGCAGAACGGAAGAGAAAUCCGUGAAUCUCGCGACCCUGUCGGGCAAGCAGGAGCUCAGCAACAAGCUGUUCGUGUCCGCCUCGAAUUUUAUGAUUAUUAAAUUCAGCACGGACUCCUCGGUGGAGAGGAAAGGGUUCCGCGCUUCUUGGAAAACCGAGCCGCAAACCUGCGGCGGUGUUCUACGAGCGACACCUCAAGGACAGGUGCUCACGUCACCAGGAUAUCCGCAGAAUUAUCCCGGUGGCUUGGAAUGUCUCUACAUCCUGCAGGCUCAGCCAGGCCGCAUCAUGUCGUUGGAGAUCGAGGACUUGGAUCUCGAGAUGAACCGCGAUUACAUCCUCAUCAGGGACGGUGACUCACCGAUGAGCAGUCCUAUCGCCCGAUUAACAGGGAAGUCCGAGGAUAACCCAACGGUGAUAAUGUCUACCGGGAAUAGCUUGUACCUUUACUUCAAGACCAGCCUUGGCGAUUCGAGGCGGGGCUUCAGCAUUCGUUACACGCAGGGCUGCAAAGCCACGAUCAUCGCGAGAAACGGAACGGUUCAGUCGCCUUCGUUCGGCUUGAACGACUAUCCUAACAAUCAGGAGUGCUUGUACAGGGUGAAGAAUCCGCAGGGAGGCCCGCUGUCCUUGAAAUUCGUUAACUUCAACGUCCACAAGACUGACUUCGUGCAGAUAUACGAUGGUCCAAACACGAACGGACUACGUUUACAUCCCGGGAAUGGAUUCACAUCCAACACUAGGCCAAAGAUUACGCUCACCGCUGAAAGCGGAGAGAUGCUUGUUAGGUUCACCUCUGACGCCUUGCACAGCAGUCCUGGAUGGCAAGCAGAGUUCUCAGCAGAUUGUCCACAACUUCAGUCUGGCGAAGGUGCUCUGGCUUCCAGCAGGGACACUGCUUUUGGUACAGUGGUGACAUUCUCCUGUCCCUUGGGUCAAGAAUUUGCAACUGGCAAACCGAAAAUGACUACAGAGUGUCUGCCAGGUGGGAACUGGUCGGUAACGUACAUCCCUAAAUGCCAGGAAGUCUACUGCGGGCCUGUACCUCAAAUAGACAAUGGUUUCUCGAUCGGGUCAUCUAACGUCACGUACAAGGGCCUAGCUACUUAUCAGUGCUACGCUGGAUUCGCGUUUCCAUCUGGUCGUCCUACCGAGAAGAUUUCUUGUAUGGCUGAUGGAAGAUGGGAGAAGAAACCUUCUUGCUUGGCCUCUCAGUGCUCUCCGCUUCCGGAGGCUCCUCACUCGAACAUCACUAUUCUGAACGGAGGCGGUCGCAGUUACGGAACGAUUGUUAGAUUCGAAUGCGAGCCAGGAUACGUCAGAAGUGGACAUCCAGUAAUUCUUUGCAUGAGCAACGGAACAUGGUCCGAUGAAGUGCCGACGUGUUCUCGAGCAAAAUGUCCAUUACUGCCCACGAUCAAGAACGGUUUCGUCGUCGACACGACCAAGGAGUACUUGUAUGGCGAUGAAGCCAGGGUGCAGUGCAACAGAGGCUACAAACUUUCAGGAUCCAACAUCAUCCAAUGUGGGCCCGACCAACGUUUCGACAAUGUUCCCACUUGCGAAGAUAUAAACGAGUGCGCGUCGAGUCAAUGCGACCUAGCCUCCACCGAGUGCAUAAACAACCCUGGUGCAUUCACGUGCAAAUGCAAGUCAGGCUUCGCUCCAACUAUGGAAUGCAGGCCUAUAGGUGAUCUUGGACUCAUCAAUGGAGGUAUUCCCGACGAAUCGAUCACCGUCUCGAGUUCUGAGAAUGGCUACACUAGAACUGGCGUCCGUCUGAACAAUGGCGAUGGUUGGUGUGGCAACAAUAUCGAACCAGGGACGAAUUGGGUGAUGAUCGACAUGAAAGCACCAACGAUCAUUCGUGGUUUCCGGACGCAAGUUGUCGCGAGGGUGGACGGCAACAUUGCGUACACUUCAGCAGUCAGAAUUCAAUAUACGGACGAUCUGACGGACACCUUCAAGGAUUAUACGAACCCUGAUGGCACACCAGUAGAGUUCAGGAUACUGGACCCUACUCUCUCCGUCUUGAACUUGCCAGUGCCCAUCGAAGCGCGUUACAUAAGGUUUAGGAUACAGGAUUACGUGGGUGCGCCUUGUAUGAAGCUCGAAAUAAUGGGAUGCACUCGUCUGGAGUGUACUGACAUCAACGAAUGCGCCACCAACAACGGUGGCUGCCACCAGAAGUGCAUCAACAACCCAGGCAGCUACGCCUGCAUGUGCAAUACGGGCUUCGAGUUGUACAAAACCAACGGGACGGCUGGCUUCAACGUCGAGAAGUACGAAACUGGUGAGAGGGAUGGAGAUAUCUAUCAGAAGAACAAGACUUGCGUACCAGUUAUGUGCCCAUCUAUAUCGGCACCUGAAAAUGGAAAACUCUUGUCAACCAAGGAACAACAUCACUUCGGUGACUUAGUGAAAUUCCAAUGUAACUUCGGCUACGUGUUGUCCGGUUCAUCUGCCGUCAUCUGUACGUCCAGUGGAGCUUGGAAUGGGACGACACCAGACUGUCAAUAUGCGAAGUGCGUGUCUCUACCAGACGACAAGAACGAGGGCCUAUCGGUGAUCCGCAGCGACGAGGCAAGUGUCCUGGUACCCUUCAAGCAAAACGUCACAUUGAAGUGCGGCAGUAACGGACGUUACCUGCGGAACACAGCUAGCUCUGGCUUCCGUCAAUGCGUCUACGAUCCUAAACCAGGCUUGCCAGACUACUGGCUAUCAGGAUCGCAGCCAGCCUGUCCACGAGCUGACUGUGGAAAGCCUUUGCCAACGCCUGGGGCCGAGUACGGGCAGUAUUUAGACACGAAAUAUCAAUCAUCAUUCUUCUUUGGUUGCCAAGACACGUUCAAAUUGGCUGGACAAACGAAUCGUCACGACAAUGUCGUUAGGUGCCAGGCGAAUGGCAUUUGGGACUUUGGCAAUUUACGGUGCGAGGGUCCCGUUUGCGAAGACCCUGGUCGCCCGAGCGAUGGCUACCAAAUAGCCAGAAGCUACGAGCAAGGAUCCGAAGUUCAGUUUGGUUGCAGUAGACCAGGGUACAUUCUCAUCAAUCCCAGACCUAUCGUUUGCGUUCGGGAACCAGAAUGUAAAGUUGUGAAGCCCCUGGGAUUAGCCUCUGGUCGCAUUCCCGAUUCUGCCAUCAAUGCGACCUCCGAGAGGCCGAACUAUGAAGCUAAGAACGUUCGUUUGAACUCAGUGACAGGCUGGUGCGGCAAGCAAGAGGCGUUCACCUACGUCAGCGUCGAUUUGGGCCAGGUAUUCAGAGUGAAGGCGAUCUUGGUGAAGGGUGUAGUGACGAAUGAUAUCGUUGGAAGACCAACGGAGAUCAGGUUCUUCUACAAGCAAGCCGAGGUUGAGAACUAUGUGGUUUACUUCCCCAAUUUCAACCUAACGAUGAGGGAUCCUGGGAACUACGGUGAAUUGGCGAUGAUCACUCUGCCCAAAUACGUGCAAGCGCGUUUCGUGAUCUUGGGUAUCGUCAGUUAUAUGGACAACGCUUGUCUGAAGUUCGAGUUGAUGGGAUGCGAAGAACCCGUGACGGAACCGUUGUUAGGUUACGAUUAUGGAUUCUCCCCCUGCGUUGAUAACGAGCCUCCAGUGUUCCAGAAUUGUCCUCAACAACCAAUAGUGGUACAGAAGGGAACCGAUGGCGGGUUACUGCCAGUGAACUUCACCGAACCCACGGCUAUCGAUAACAGUGGUAGCAUCGCUCGUCUAGAAGUCAAGCCUCACAGUUUCAGAACGCCUCUGCGAGUGUUCGAGGACACUGUAGUUAAAUAUGUGGCGUUUGAUUAUGACGGGAAUGUCGCUAUUUGCGAGAUUAACAUCACUGUACCUGACGUAACACCACCGAAGCUUAGCUGCCCGCAGAGUUACGUGAUCGAGCUGAUCGAUAAACAGGAGAGUUACACUGUCAACUUCAACGAAACUCGAAGGCGAAUCAACGCCACUGAUCCUUCAGGCCCAGUGAAAAUCACGUUUGUGCCAGAAAGAGCAGUGAUACCGAUUGGCAGUUUCGAAAACGUAACCGUUUAUGCGACAGACCCAAGCGGUAACAGAGCGUCCUGCCAUUUCCAAGUGUCCGUGCAGGCAACGCCAUGCGUGGACUGGGAGUUGAAGCCACCGGCUAAUGGAGGACUGAAAUGCGUCCCUGGUGACAAAGGUCAACAGUGCAUAGCAACUUGCAAGAACGGUUUCAGGUUUACGGAUGGGGCACCUGUGAAGACGUUCACCUGUGACGUUACUAAGCAUUGGUCUCCUGCAUCAGUUGUUCCUGACUGUGUCUCAGAAAACACCCAACAAGCAAACUACCAUGUUGUUGCGGCGGUAACUUAUCGCGCCAAUGGAGCUGUUUCGAGAUCCUGCCUGCCACAGUAUCAGGAUUUGAUGUCCCAAUACUACAUGAACCUGAAUAACAUCCUUACUCAACGUUGUUCCGCUGUCAACGUGAACAUGAACGUGUCGUUUGUAAGGUCCGUGCCGUACUUGCUCGAAGAAAAUGUCUUGAAGAUGGACUUCGUUCUCGUCGUUGUUCCCGCUGUGCGUCAGCCUCAGCUGUACGAUCUCUGCGGUUCCACGUUGAAUUUGAUCUUCGAUCUGUCGGUUCCGUCUACUAGUGCAGUAAUAGAGCCUCUGUUGAACGUUUCUUCGAUUGGAAAUCAGUGCCCACCACUUCGAGCACUGAAGUCAUCUAUCACGCGUGGCUUCACGUGUAGCAUUGGUGAAGUAUUAAACAUGGACACCAACGACGUCCCUCGAUGUUUGCAUUGUCCAGCUGGUACGUUCGCUGGUGAGAAGCAAAAGCAGUGCACGUCUUGUCCGAAAGGCUUCUAUCAGAACAGCGAUCGCCAGGGCUCCUGUCUGCGAUGUCCAUUCGGCACUUACACAAGAGAAGAGGGUUCGAAGAGCAUAGACGAUUGUAUACCGGUUUGUGGGUACGGCACAUAUUCGCCCACUGGCCUGGUGCCAUGUUUAGAGUGUCCGAGAAACAGCUACACCGGGGAACCACCGAUCGGUGGCUGCAAGGACUGUCAGACCUGUCCAGCUGGAACGUUCACCUACCAGCCAGCUGCACCAGGUCGCGAUCGAUGUAGAGCAAAAUGUUCUCCAGGAAUGUACUCGGAUACAGGACUCGCUCCGUGUGCUCAGUGUCCAAAGGAUUUCUUCCAACCGCAGCACGGCGCGACGACGUGCGUCGAGUGUCCAACGAACAUGUACACGGACGGACCAGGCGCACUUGGACGCGAAGAGUGCAAGCCUGUGCAAUGCACUGACAGUGUCUGUCAGCAUGGAGGCCUGUGCGUGCCCAUGGGACAUGGUGUUCAGUGUCUGUGUCCGGCUGGAUUCUCCGGAAGGCGCUGUGAAAUUGAUAUAGACGAGUGCGCAUCUCAACCGUGUUAUAAUGGCGCUACUUGUAUAGACUUGCCGCAGGGGUACAGGUGCCAAUGCGCCAAUGGGUACUCAGGAGUCAAUUGCCAGGAAGAGAAGUCGGAUUGCUCGAACGACACUUGUCCUGAAAGAGCGAUGUGCAAAGACGAGCCUGGCUUCAGCAACUACACGUGUUUAUGCAGGUCUGGAUACACUGGAGUCGACUGUGACAUCACUAUUAAUCCUUGCACGGCCAGCGGUAAUCCUUGCAACAAUGGUGCCACCUGUGUGGCUCUGCAACAAGGUCGAUACAAGUGUGACUGUGUGCCAGGAUGGGAAGGUCAGAGCUGUGAGAUUAACACCGACGAUUGUGCGGAGAAGCCCUGUCUGUUGGGAGCCAACUGCACUGAUCUUGUGGCUGACUUCAGCUGCGACUGUCCUCCUGGAUUCACUGGCAAACGAUGCCAUGAGAAGAUAGAUUUGUGUUCGGGCAAUCCUUGCUUGAACGGGAUUUGCGUGGAUAACCUCUUCAGCCACGAGUGUAUUUGUCACCCAGGAUGGACUGGUUCAGCUUGCGAGACGAACAUCAACGAAUGCGCCAACAAACCGUGCCACAACAAUGGUCAAUGCAUCGAUCAAAUAGACGGGUUUACUUGUACCUGUGAACCAGGAUACACAGGCAAGCAAUGUCAGCACACGAUCGAUGACUGUUCUUCGGAGCCCUGUCAGAACGGAGGAACAUGCUUGGAUCAGUUAGAGGGAUUCCUCUGCAAGUGCAGGCCAGGAUUCGUUGGACUUCAGUGCGAGGCAGAGCUGGACGAGUGUCUUAGUGAUCCUUGCAGUCCAGUUGGAACGGACCGUUGCGUUGAUCUGGAUAACACGUUCGUGUGCCACUGUCGUGAAGGUUACACUGGUGCCGCGUGCGAGAUUAACAUCGACGAUUGUAAUUCUGGUCCUUGUUUGAAUGGUGCUACGUGCAGAGACGAGGUUGGUGGAUUCAAAUGCGUGUGCCCAGAGGGCUGGACUGGUACCCACUGCGAAAUCGACGUUGGAAUGUGUCAAAAUCAUCCUUGCCAAAACGAUGCUGCAUGUGUUGACUUGUUCAUGGAUUACUUCUGCGUUUGUCCGUCUGGAACUGAUGGAAAACAAUGCGAAACUGCACCAGAGCGCUGCAUUGGUAACCCAUGCAUGCAUAAUGGACGUUGCCAAGAUUUUGGCUCGGGACUCAAUUGCACAUGCCCCGAUGACUACACUGGAAUUGGGUGUCAGUACGAAUAUGAUGCCUGCCAGGCUGGUGCUUGCAAAAAUGGAGCCACCUGUGUCGAUGAGGGACCUGGAUUCACUUGCAUCUGUCCACCUGGAUACACAGGCAAGACUUGCGAGGAUGACAUCAUCGACUGCAAAGAGAAUUCGUGUCCUCCAUCAGCAACAUGCAUCGAUCUCACUGGCAAAUUCUUCUGUCAAUGUCCGUUCAACUUAACUGGCGAUGAUUGCAGAAAAUCCAUCCAAGUUGAUUACGACUUGUACUUCAGUGAUCCAGCGCGCAGCAGCGCCGCACAAGUGAUUCCAUUCUUCACAGGAACAAGAAAGAGCUUAACCGUGGCUAUGUGGGUGCAGUACACCCAAAAAGAUGAAGCUGGCAUAUUCUUCACCCUCUAUGGCGUGAGUUCGCCUCAUGUUCCAUCGAAUCGCAGACUUAUGAUCCAAGCACACAGUAACGGUGUCCAAGUGUCUCUGUUCCAUGACCUUCAAGACGUUUACCUGCCAUUCAGAGAGUACGCGACAAUCAACGACGGCCAAUGGCAUCACGUAGCUGUAGUUUGGAAUGGCGAAAAUGGCGGUGAACUGGUUCUGAUCACCGAAGGACUGAUUGCCAGUAAAACUGAAGGAUAUGGAAGUGGCAGAUCUCUACCAGCUUAUGCCUGGACUGUCCUUGGAAAACCACAGAGCGAGAACGCGAAGGGCUAUACUGAAUCCGGGUUCCAAGGUCACCUGACCAAGGUUCAAAUCUGGAGUCGAGCUCUUCACGUAACCAAUGAAAUACAGAAACAAGUACGCGACUGUCGCACUGAACCUGUCCUGUAUCAAGAUUUGGUGUUGACCUGGGCAGGAUACGAUGAGAUAACCGGUGGCGUGGAAAGAGUAGUGCCAUCCCAUUGUGGACAACGAGUCUGUCCACCCGGAUACGGUGGCAACAAGUGCCAACAACUGGAAUCUGACAAGAUUCCACCGAAAGUCGAGCACUGCCCAGGAGACCUUUGGGUGAUCGCCAAGAACGGUUCGUCUAUUGUCACUUGGGACGAGCCACGUUUCACCGAUAACGUUGGCAUAGCGAGGGUUCAAGAGAAGAAUGGACACAAAUCUGGACAAACGUUGAUGUGGGGCAUCUAUGAUAUCAGCUACGUGGCUUACGAUCAGGCUGGAAAUUCUGCUAGUUGCAACUUCAAAGUUUACGUCCUGUCUGACUUUUGUCCGGAACUGGCUGAUCCAAUUGGAGGAACACAGCAAUGCAAAGAUUGGGGCUCUGGUGGCCAGUUCAAGGUGUGCGAAAUCUUCUGCAACACUGGACUCAGAUUUUCUCAAGAGGUGCCCAAAUUCUAUACCUGUGGCGCAGAAGGCUUCUGGAGACCCACCAAUGACCCAUCACUUCCCUUGGUGUAUCCUGCUUGCACAAGUGCCACACCAGCUCAGCGUGUAUUCAGGAUCAAGAUGAACUUCCCAACGUCAGUCCUGUGUAACGAAGCUGGUCAAGGAGUACUCAAGAAGAAGGUUCGAGAUGCUGUGAACUCGCUGAACAGAGACUGGAACUUCUGUUCGUAUUCCUUCGAAGGAACUCGCGAAUGUAAAGAUCUGAACAUCGACGUUCAGUGCGACCACCGCGUACGCACGACCAGAGAAACGAACGAAGAAGAUGGCGGAACAUACAUAAUUUCCGCCGUAGUACCAGCAGAACCAACGAGACAAGCGCGCCAAGGCAGCGAUACCUACGAGGUGGAGAUCUCGUUCCCAGCGAUAAACGAUCCGAUUUUGAACGCUAACUCGAACGAGAGAGCAACCGUUCAAUCUCUACUGGAGAGACUAAUCCUGGAGGAAGAUCAAUUCGACGUUCACUAUAUCCUGCCAAACACCGUGCCUGACCCGGCAUCCCUGGUUCUUGAAUCCGACUACGACUGUCCAGUGGGACAAGUUGUCAUGGCACCAGAUUGCGUACCCUGCGCCGUGGGAACGUACUACGACGAAGAAACGAAGCAGUGCCUGUCCUGUCCAGUGGGCAGCUACCAAAGCGAGUCGGGCCAACUGAAGUGCAGUUCCUGCCCCGUGAUAGCUGGGCGUCCUAGCGUGACAGUCGGUCCUGGUGCUAGAAGUGCAGCCGACUGUAAGGAACGUUGCCCGGCUGGAAAGUACUACGAUGACAUGGCUGGACUCUGUCGAAGCUGCGGCCACGGUUUCUACCAGCCCAACGAGGGUAGUUUCUCCUGUUUGCUGUGCGGUCUAGGGAAGACCACCAGGACAUCAGAAGCGGUUUCCCGCGAAGAAUGUAGAGACGAAUGUGGCUCUGGACAGCAGUUGGCCGUCGAAGGAAAGUGCGAGCCUUGUCCACGUGGAAGUUACCGCACCCAAGGAGUUCAGGCCGCUUGUCAGGCAUGUCCUGUUGGCAGAACCACGCCGAACAUGGGAUCAGCCGCUAUCGAGGAAUGCUCCCUUCCUGUCUGCGAUCCUGGAACAUAUUUGAACGGAACGUUGAAUGAGUGCAUGGAGUGCAAGAAGGGAACGUAUCAAUCCGAGCCUCAGCAGACCUUCUGCAUACCCUGUCCUCCCAACACCAGCACUAAAGGAACAUCAGCCACGAACAAGGCUGACUGCACCAACCCGUGCGAAACUAGCGACGCUGAAAUGCACUGCGACGCAAACGCGUACUGCCUGCUGAUACCUGAAACGAGCGACUUCAAGUGCGAGUGCAAGCCAGGCUACAACGGGACCGGUACCGAGUGCACGGACGUCUGUAUGGGAUAUUGCGACAACGAGGGGGUGUGCUUGAAGGACUCGCGGGGACAACCGUCCUGCAGAUGCAGCGGCAGCUUCACCGGGAAGCGGUGCACUGAGAAAUCAGAGUUUUUCUACAUCACUGGCGGCAUCGCUGGUGGGGUUAUUCUAAUAAUCUUCGUCGUCCUAUUGGUGUGGAUGAUCUGUGUCAGAGCUUCCCGAAAGAAGGAACCCAAGAAGAUGCUCACACCAGCUACUGAUCAAAACGGCUCGCAAGUGAACUUCUAUUAUGGCGCGCCCACGCCUUACGCGGAGUCUAUUGCGCCGUCCCAUCACAGUACUUAUGCACACUAUUACGACGACGAAGAGGAUGGCUGGGAGAUGCCCAAUUUUUACAAUGAAACGUAUAUGAAAGAGAGUCUGCACAAUGGUAAAAUGAACAGUCUCGCUCGUUCCAACGCGAGUAUAUACGGCACAAAAGACGACCUAUACGACAGACUGAAGCGUCAUGCCUACCCUGGCAAGAAAGUUGAUAGGAUGUCGUUGUCGACAGUACAUAUGACGUAACAUUGCCCGAAGCAAUCGAAUACCCCGCGAAAUAUACGAGAAUUUCUGCAGUCGUACGCUGUUCUCCUGCCGCGCAGCGUGAAAACGCGGCGAAAGGGUUAAUACGCCCCAUCUCAGGGAUAAGUUGAAUUGGACACCUGGUAUAUUAAAGAAAUGAACACCGACAUUUUUGCAGACAAAAGCGACAGUGAUAGCGAGGGCCAGUGACCGCGAAGAGCAACGACGUUCUGCCAAGCGUAGAAUGUAAGAUAAACACUGUCGACGUCCCUGACGCACCAGCAACGGGGAAUGUUGCUCCAUCGUCGCAAAUCCAAUAAUUAUUUAUUAUCCCCGAGACGAAGAUCUGUACCAGUGGCGCGUACAUCGGAGACUCGCGGACGUUUGUCGAACUGAAUCCGUGUCGAACCCCCGCGAGGGUCUCCCUGGACUUAACGCUCGACGAGCGUGAAAAGAUGGCGGCGGUGCGUUAAUCGACGGUGAAGCAAUCGAGUCCUGGAACGACGAUCCAAUUCGAUCGUUGUUUCGGCACCCGAGAGUCGAUAAACGAUAACCACGGAUUUAAAAGAAAGAAAAAAAUAAUAAAAUGAAAGACUACGCGUGAGGUUGUAAUUUUUUGUAAUUUAAUACCACCUAGCCGUUAAGGACUAUUCUAUAUUAAUUAACUUCUAUGAUUAACGGUGCGAACGAGAGGAACCUGUGUGUGCAUGUAUGUUAAGACACCUAUACAUAAGCGAAUUUAUAUUUUGUUACGAUAGAUAUGUAUCACACGCUGUAAAAUAAUGCCACGUAGGCGCGAAAUGCAACUGACGGAAAGAAAGAAAAAUCUAGUGAUCGAAUUUUUAGCCCAGUGUAUGGGCGAAUCGAAGUUAAGUUGGCCGGUCAAGGUCACCGAGAAGCCCUCACUCUCGUCUCUUCUGACGCGAAUUGGCAGUGUGACCCCAAGCAGUCAAUCGAAUUUUCGAUGCAACUAUAGUCAGAAUUUCAAGGGAAAUUAAAAUCAGCAACGAUUCGGGAGCUAAUGUACAUUCGAAUAUGCCUACGACGCUGUUUUCCACUUUGUAUUGUAAAAACUUUAACAAACGGUUGUUUUCUUUUUUUUUUAUUAAUAAAAUGUAUUUCGAUAAUA